This is a messenger RNA of Funneliformis geosporum, 546 nucleotides long. NCBI's taxonomy places the organism in Eukaryota, Fungi, Glomeromycota, Glomeromycetes, Glomerales, Glomeraceae. The record is from the annotation of a GenBank genome assembly.
AUGCGACAAUUCUUGGAAGGAAAUUCGCCUUGUAUUCUUUCUGUGCAUAAUAAUCAGAUUUUUGGACAACAAUAUCUUACACUUAUAUUUGCAGUUACUGUUUCUCAUCGAUACAUCCUUAAACGUGCUGAGCUUGUUGCAGUAACUUCUAGCUCUUAUCAUCAGCUCAAGUUAAUAUUCGAUCGUAACGAACCAAGCCCAUUCUCAACAAUAUACAUAGAUAAAAUUUUAGUAUUAGAAUUUAUCUUGACCCAAAGAUUAUUGGGGUUGGAGGUGAGGGUGGGAGUAUUACCAGGUAUUCCUAGACAUCUUGAAGCUCAUCAGUUCAAAAGGUCUCCCUUCAUCACAUCUACUUGUUCUAUAGACGCUCAUAAAUAUUUUUUCAUCCCAAGAGAUCCAGUAACGAGGGAAAUCGUUUCGGCUUACCAUUUUCAAAAUCAUUUCCAUGCGGGAUUUAUGGCAAAUGUUUACAGGAUUGGUGGAGGUUAUCCUUAUUUUGCUGAAAAAUGGUUAUGGGAGGGUAUUGUUGAUUUAUUAAAGAGGUGA